This is a messenger RNA of Gavialis gangeticus (Gharial), 1248 nucleotides long. RefSeq names its product O-acyl-ADP-ribose deacylase 1 (gene OARD1). The record is from RefSeq and is a predicted model, not a curated record. The coding region runs from base 100 to 690 and encodes 196 amino acids. Gene Ontology annotation, biological process: peptidyl-glutamate ADP-deribosylation. NCBI's taxonomy places the organism in Eukaryota, Metazoa, Chordata, Crocodylia, Gavialidae. The transcript is spliced from 4 exons.
AGUGCAAUUUUCCUUAAUUGGAGAGGUUUGUUUCCCUACAACACGCGGAUUAGAUGUCCUGUGGGCCCCUGACCUGCCAGAAAGGGUUUGAAGAUACGGAUGCUAAGAUGUAACGGCUCUUCACUUGUUAAUAUGCGAUCGGUUCCCCAACCCAAGUGCCAUGUCCGCUCUCCUAUUCUGGCUUGUUUUCUUCUAGGCUUUUCUUUUCUUCCUGAAAAGCUAGCCAAAAAUGUCUUCAUUCAGCUUGUAUUUGCAUUUGCUGUUUUUCAGAUCAAGUACGCAAAGGGGGAUCUCUUUUCAUGCCCCAGCACGGACUCGUUGGCUCACUGUAUCAGCGAGGAUUGUCGCAUGGGGGCCGGCAUAGCCGUGCUGUUUAAGAAAAAGUUUGGUGGCGUAGAAGAGCUCUUGGAUCAGCAAAAGAAGUCUGGGGAGGUAGCAGUUCUGAAGAGAGAUGACCGAUAUAUUUACUACUUGAUUACAAAGAAGAAGGUCUCCCAUAAACCAACCUAUGAGAAUAUGCGAAAGAGUUUAGACGCCAUGAAGACUCAUUGUUUGAACAAUGGGGUUACUGAUAUUUCUAUGCCUAGGAUUGGAUGUGGACUUGACCGCCUGGAAUGGAGUAAGGUUUCAGCGAUACUUGGAGAAGUAUUCGAGGACACGGACAUAAAGAUCACAGUUUACACCCUCUGAACAAAGGGGCCUUUAUGGGGAUGGUUGUCUUAUUUCUCCUGUUUUGGGGAGAGGUGAUUUGUUAAUUGAUGGAUGAGGAAUGGCUGCAUAUGAGGCACAGCCCAGUCCUCUCUUUCCAGGUAUAACUCAUUGUUGGGUUCAUGUUUUUCAAUGGAAGGUAGCUAUUCUCUGAAAACAGCUAGUUUGGAAUAUGGUGUGCAGACUUCCAGUGAAGAAGUAAAGUAUUUAAUAUUAAUCUUCAGGGUCAUGUAUAUCCCGCAGGGAUUCUCACCUGCGAGUUGCACAGUGAGUCACCUGAUGUCACUGUUCCUCUGUUGCCCCAUCUGCUAAACACUCUAUUGAAAAUGGUUAUUGUAUGUGGCUGUAUAAACUCCUUUGGCAUUCUUAAUAUUUUGGGUCUUUGGAACUGAGUUUGUAUGUGUUUUACAGAAUGGGUGGGUGAAGAAUUAUGUAGCCCUGUCGUUUUGAUUUAAAGUUUUACAGUGUUCAUGUCAUCAAUGAGGCUUGUUUUCCUUUGUCUGUUGAAUGAUUAAAAUUAAAGUAUUCUUUCAAACAGAA